GACUGGCAUCUGAACGAAACACUGCGAGGCCGAAAGAGACUAGUGGCUUUCAAAUGCAACGUGCCAACGUACAUGUACCAAACGCCCAUCUCCACUAUCAAGCUGGGAUACGCUUCAGGGUUUUCGUGGGAAAAAAUGGCGACGACAGCCAUCCUUAACCGACUCGGAGCUGUGCUUUCUGGGAAAUGUUACGGAGUUCGUGCGGCUUCCGUUGCUUGCAAGUUUCUUGGCGAUGGACCUAACAACUUUACCCAACAAACGAAGGGGAUCCGUUGCUCUCCUUACAACGAACAACAUCCGGGGAAGUUAUCUAUCACCACAAGACUUGCAAUUCAUCGCUAUCUCAGCACUGAGACCUCGCAACUUGAAGACGCUGACAACGUCUAUUUCGAUGGCUUGGUGAAGAGAAUAAAGAGUGGAGAUAUGCAGAUGAUUGACGUUAGAGACGCCUCUGAGAUCAAGGAGUUUGGAACCAUCAUCAAAGAUAUCUGUCAUAUCCCAGUUUUGGACGUGGAGGCUGCACUCCAACUAUCAGACGAUGAGUUUCGAGCCAAAUAUGGUCGCACCAAGCCCGAGAAGUCGGAUGAUAAUAUUGUCUUCACUUGUAAGAAGGGGAUUCGGAGCUUAAAGGCACGAGACACGGCACGAAGCUUGGGCUUCAAAAAGGCAAGGCAUUAUCCAGGCGGAUGGAUGGAAUGGGGCAGGAAGAACAAUCUGCCUUACCCGAAGGAAUAAAGGCAAAUGUGUGAGGAAAACGAUGCUUCGAAGCAACAAGAUAUGAAAGGCUAUUUUUUUUCCGUGUGUGGUAUUAAAAAUUGGCUUGUACUCUAAAAUCACAAGCUCCUGAUAUGAAAUUAUUAAUUUGAAACAGACCUUGUAGUUCUUUAUGUAUAGUGAAAUAUAUGAUGGGAUAUUUCUAUUAAUCUCCCCAAAAGCUAUCUGAAUCGCUCUUGUGAUCCGAUGAAAUCUUAACAAUAUCAGAAAUUGAACUGGAAACAAUUGAACACCAGAACCACAGGUAACUGAAACCAUGGCUUGUUUUUCUCUUUUCGAUAGUUUCAAUUUAAAAAAAAUUGUGUCUUAACUCUUCCGGUAUAAUAUGUGCUUUUUUGAGUAUCCAAUUUUGUCUCAUCAAAUCUACUCUUAAAUGCAAGCAGAUCAUAGUAGUAGAUUUUGUUGGUUACUUGAUCAAUCUGCAGAACUUAGUACAUGUAGUAUGAAGCUGGUAAUGAAACGUACAGAAAACGAAUUACAACGAUUAAAACAAAUUCUUAUAAUAAACCAAAAGGUAAA
Molecule: messenger RNA, 1293 nt
Organism: Acanthaster planci (crown-of-thorns starfish)
Lineage: Eukaryota; Metazoa; Echinodermata; Asteroidea; Valvatida; Acanthasteridae
Molecular function (GO): thiosulfate-cyanide sulfurtransferase activity
Source: RefSeq, a predicted model, not a curated record